This is a messenger RNA of Pseudomyrmex gracilis, 4522 nucleotides long. RefSeq lists its product as uncharacterized. The transcript is spliced from 14 exons. The record is from RefSeq and is a predicted model, not a curated record. NCBI's taxonomy places the organism in Eukaryota, Metazoa, Arthropoda, Insecta, Hymenoptera, Formicidae. Bases 491 to 4156 code for a protein of 1221 amino acids.
UGAAAGUUAGAGGAAAUGAAAGAGAAGGUCAGAUGGCGUUACUGUGUCGGAGGUUUUCUUUUGCGCAAGUGCAAUAUCGCUUUCGGUUGUGCAAAAAUCAAGAGAAGAGUUGCGCGCUCUCGUUGCGCUGCCAAUAUCAACUGGAUGUACUCCGAUGUGCUGUGACCGUAAAGACUCGGUGAAUACACACAUUCGAUUCUUAUGUUUGAAUUUUGAUGUUAAUUUCACGUGUUGUCCGGUUUUUGCAAAGUGAUCGCUGUAUAUACCACACCAGCCGUAUUCCGUUCUUGUCAAAGAAUCCCUCGUAUAUGUACGCAGAAUAGUGUUCCGCGUGACACGCUGUCGGGGAUUCGCCGUGUUUGACAAUGCACUCGUAGGAGCGCGUGCGAGUGGCAAAGUCAUCAGGAUCAUUUUCGCGGGAUCGCGAUUUUUGUCGCAAAUGCGUCGCGAUCGCAUCGUUCAACGCGAAUGUUUACAUUUGGUAUGUUAAAUGGCAAAGAAUAUGGAGGUGGUUGACGCCGAGGUCAACGGUUAUCUCGAACAAACAGCAGAUUUGUCGGCGGAACUCGACGACGGUGCUAAUGCGGAUGCCAACGACAACACGUUGACGAACGAGUUGUCGCCGCGCGCUUCGACGGACGACGAUGAAAAACUCAUCGGUUCGCGACGGACGACGAACAACAAGCCUCGCACUGACGUUUCCGAUGAGAAACGUGAGAAAAUUAGCGAUUCGUCGCGAGCGGCUUCAGAAAGUCACGGAACCGAAUCGUCAGAGGCAACAGCUACAAAUGCCAACGUUCGUCAAACCCCGUUGGCCUUCACCAUCGAUUUUGGCGACAAGGAAGUGGACAUGACCAAAUAUCAGAAUAUGUUCGAAAGGUACAACGCCAGACACAGGCGAAAUCUCUCCACGUCGAAGGUAGAAGUCAAACCAAAAAAGCCAAAUAUCAUAUUGUCUCCAAACUUGGUGCAAAAGCAGAAAGUUCCUAGUACUUAUUCGGAAGGUUACUUUAGUAGUGAAGAUGAUACAAAACGAAAAUUUGAUCACUUGUCGGAAAGACUUAAGCAAUUAGGUGUUAAGAAUUCUUCAAGACCACAAGGUAGCACAAAGAAAUCUACAAAUAAGCAGGAAGACUUUUGUCAUCAAAAUAAGCAGGACCUAAUGACAAGAUCCUGCGAUGGUGAAUCACAGCAUCACAAAUUAUCGACCCAAAGUCUCUCUUUAGAAUUGAAAUUCAAUGAAAACCUGUACUGGUCAUCUCAAAGAUCUACAAAGAUAAAUGAUCUAAAUCGCGUUCUUCAGAUGAACAAUUAUGAUGGUGAAAACGAGAAACAGUACACAAAAAAUAUUGAGUACAUCGAUCACGAAUACAAAGAGAUAAACGAUAUUAAGGAUAAUAAAGUUUCUAAUAUAAAUUAUAUCACUGACGAUUUUAAUAUAAAAAACAUGAAGGAAAGAGAGAAUCAUUCGUCGAGCAGCAGUUACGGAAUGGACAAUCUGAAUGCGGACAACAUAGCGGAAAGUACCAAUCUAGAUGCAUUUAAUGUCAGCAAUAUCGACGCCGAUUCUGAUGGCGCGGUAAGUGAAGCUGGAACUUACACAAUUCACAAAGAUUACACUGAUGAGGAGAAAGCAAGAAUGGAUAUUGAUAAGGUAUUCAGUGUCGGUGUUCUAACUGAAGAUGAGAGCAACGAGGUGUAUCUUCAUAAUUUCAAGAUGAACAGUUCUCGCGAUAACAACGCAUGGAUAUCCGAAUGGGCUACUCAGGUAGCAGAACAUAACUCGCUACCUCCGAUAAUUGGUGGUUCAACAGGUCGUGCGUCGCCUAUGAGUCCAACCAAAAUUCCAUCUCCGAUUCACGGGUCUCAACGAAUGUCGCGUAAUCGUUACGAACAAUCUGAUAGUAAUCUGGGUGCCGAUUCGUACGUGCGAAUAAAGGAAAGAAUUAAUUUGAUCUCGAGUCAGCAUCAGAUUAUAGAUUCCGGUGGCGAAUCCGACGAUGACGACACUAGCAACAGUUACAAUACUCCGCCCAACAGUUCGCAGCGCACACCUGUCCAUAGCGCAGUAGCUAGACGCAGUAGUUUGUCCGAGAGCUUGUUCCGACGAGCGAACAGUAACGAAACUAGACGAAGUGUUCGAAAAUAUUUAAAUUCGACCAAAUCGAAGACUAAAGAUGCCAAUGUAGAAUUAUUGAAUAAUCCAUCCCAAGUCUUGUCGGUUCUUCAUUUAGAAAGAAGAAGCAGUUCUUUGGAUAGGAAAGAAUACGCUUCUGACACAACGGAAUCUAAUACGUCCAGAAAAAAUAGUAUGCAGUAUCAGAGAGAAGAUUUCAAACACACCAAUAGUCCCGUCUUGAGCCGUCUGAGGCCGCCUACACCAAAAUUAACUACUAGUCCAAUUGUUAAUCGCAAGGCCGCUGCAGCGAAGAUUCUUAAUUCUCCCACAUUAGAUAAACCGAAGCAUCUGGUAAACUUGUCUCAACAAAUGAAAAAUGUAGGGUGUUUUGCGCGCGUCGAAAAUAGCCCGUAUAUGUUGAGGAAGUCCAAGAGUACUACAAAUUACCACGAAAGAACCAGUUAUUUUGACAAAGACGUGUCCAUCAAGACAUCCAAUGUGUUAAAAACCAGUCCAGAGCUACAACGGCAUCUUAACAUACAGAGAUCAUCGAGUAAUACGAAUAUUAGAAAUGUAAAGUCGCAGAAUACCGUCGCACGUCGUAGCAGUUUUAAUAGCAACGAUACUGAUAGAACCGCGUCGCGAGGAAAAGUCGUGGUUGCAUCCGAUAGCAGCAGCGAAACCGGUGACCAACAAAAAAAAUCUCCUUUGAUGUCAUCGGGAAUCAAAUUGAAUAGGGCUUUCAGUAUAAGAAGAGCAAGACUAAAUUCCGAGUCUGACACAACGCCGAACACGACUCCCGAAGAGAGACGCAGAAGAGCACAAUCCGAGAUCAAGACUGUAUCACACGCGAACAAACAACAAAAUUAUCAUCGCAGUCGCACGAACAAUGCCGGGGCGCACAAUAAAGAGCCGUUGAAAAAAUUCGAGCCAACGAAAUAUAGACCCUCGUCCAUAUCUAGAACCGAUACUGGAAGAUUCAGUAUGAGAGCAUCAAAAUCUGCUCAUCAUUCUGUCAACCAGAAAACGAAUCAAAAGCCGAGCAAGGAUCACAAAAAAUCUGGCAGGAGCAAUUCCACUCUUACGUCUAAAGAAGUGGAAUUUCAGAAUUGGAAGAGACGGAAAAGUUACGAUCCAAUGAAAGCAGCGGCCGAAGGUAGAAAAAAAUUAAUAGACACUACGAAGAAACAUCAUAGUACUGAAGAUAGUUCCGGAAACCAUGACAGUUCCGUUCUGAGAUCUGCCAGUUUUCAUGGUACAGGAGGUGCUCUCUCAUUAGCUAACGACUGGUCAGACAAUGAAUUAAAUAGUACCUAUGUAGAUAACCACGUACCACCGCCCAGUAGUCCACAGCUGGAAAGCGACAGCGAUUUAGAUACCUCCUCUUAUCUGCAAACGACACAAAACGUCGUGUCCAACAUAGCCGCUCGUAUAACGGAAUAUUGUCUUCCACUCAACUCCGAUAACGAGAGCGAUGAGGAUACGAGUCAUAGGCUGCAUCAGAAUAUAUCAAAGGGACUGUGUCAUCGGAGUGACACAGAAAGUAGCGACGAACAGCAUCCUGUUGCACAAUUUCCUAUCUCCAAUGUUAAAGAAUUUAGAACAAAGCUGGAUCCGCAACGAACAAAGUUGUCUUCCAAUACAAACAAAACUAAACCCUUGUCGCACGACAUUCGUAGCAAAACUGAAUCUCUUUCCAAUGUUAGUAGAACAGAUUCUGGACGAUCUAGCGCGCGAGUUAGUAGAACUUCGAACAUGGGACCUAAAAGUAAACCGAGAGAAUCAAAAAAGCUUCCAACAUCAAAUGUACGGGACGUUGAAAUGCAAAAUUGGAAGCGUCGCAAGAGUUACGAUCCUAUGAAAGCCGCGAUGGAAGGAAGAAGAAAAGCGGGCUUAUUGAAAAAAAAUUUAAGUGCAAAUCUAUCACCGAGCCCUGUAGCAAAGUCGCAGAGUUUUCAUGGAUCCGUAAGAUUGGCCGUCGGUGACUGGAGCGACGAAGAACUAGUCAUAUCUGCAGACGAAGUAUCACUUUAUUAGAAUUGUCUCAGAACCCUAUCAAAGGUAACAUAUAUGUGCGAAAGUAAGAUAACGAAAAUUACACAAAAAACUUCUGAUAUAUAAAUUGCAGUUAUAAUUAAAUUUAAAAGUAAAACAAUUUGUUCGGUGAUAAAAGUCACUUCAGAAAAAUUAAGAAAAUGAUUUUCAUAUUGCGUGCGUAACUUUGUGACCAACUGUUAAUCACCGUGUAUUCGCGAAAUCUCAAGUUACUACAAUUGUGCUUCCCAAAGGUGAUCUUUCAGGCUCUUGAAGUUUGCGAUAUUAAUGUUGAGAAAACACGUCCACUUGUUUGUACACAUUUAAUUUUGUAAGAACAUUUACGUUUUUUUUUUUUUUUUUUUUUUU